AUGAGAUAAACAUAAUUAAUAUAAUGUGUAUAGAAAGAAGAAGGAGAUGAAUUUGAAUUUGAUUUUGAUAAUCAAUUUGAAUCUUAAUAGAUGUUAUAAACACCUGAUUUCUGCACUACAAAAUAAAAUGAAGCAGUUCAUUCAUAAAUUUCGUAUUCUAAUUAGAUAGAAAAAACUGAUUAAUAUGGAUUCAAAUCAUAAAUAAAUUCUAAACAUGAUAAGGAUAUAAAAACUUUAAAUGCUAGAGUUGAAAAAUGGCGAUAAAUGAUUAAUGGAUUUGAGAAAUAAAAUAGACAAUUAAUUAAAGAAAGAACUCGUAAAGUAUUCAUUAAAUUUAUAAAAGGGAAUACCUGAUGGAUUAAGGGUAUUAGCUUGGCCACUUCUAGCAGAUAUCAAGAAAGCUAAAGAAAAUGCAAGUAUCAAUUAAAGGAUCAACUAUUCUGAUUUUUUAACAAAAAAUGAAUAUAAAUUCGAGCACCAGAUUAGAUUAGAUGUUCAUCGAACAUUCCCUGAUAAUAUUAAUUUUUAAGUAUUUUUAUUCUAUUAAAAAGGAUUAAACAGUUCUAUCUGAAUCACUUGUUAAUGUUUUAAAAGCUCUAUCAGUAGCUAUUUCAGAUAUGGGAUAUUGUCAAGGUUUAAAUUUCUUAACUGCUGCUCUUAUCAUGGUUACUAAUGAUGAUAAUGUAAUAAUCCUACAUAUUUUAAGGCCUUUUGGAUUCUCUAUCGCUUAAUGACCCAUUAUAAUUUAACAGCUAAAUAUAAAAAUCCUAAUUCUCUUUAUAGAGAAUUCUACAUUCUUGAUAAUUUGAUAUCAUAAUAUCAUCCCAAUACUUCUAAAAUACUUAAACGUCAUAAUAUUGAUUUAUUCUUUUUUACUACUGAAUGGUUCUUUCUUAUUUUAUUAUUCUUAGGUUUAUUACAAUGUUCUCAACUGCAUUACCAAUUAAUCUAUUUUAUAGAAUCUUUGAAAUCUUCUUAAUUGAAGGAGAAAAAACGCUUUUUAGAUGUGCAUUAACAAUAAUUCAUUACAAAGAAUAAAAACUUAUUCAAUUAAAUGAUUUUGAAGAAGGACUUUAAUUUCUAAAGUCCUAUCUUGAUUUACAACUAUUAGAUACUAAUUAAUUUAUUAAUAUUAUGUUAAAGAAUUACAAAUUUUCCAAAACUAUCAUUCAACAAUUAGAUAUAAAGUAUAAAAAAAAUUAAAAAUGA
Messenger RNA from Paramecium sonneborni, 1209 nucleotides. NCBI's taxonomy places the organism in Eukaryota, Ciliophora, Oligohymenophorea, Peniculida, Parameciidae. The record is from the annotation of a GenBank genome assembly.